AUGAUGAUCUACGAGCGUCCCGUUCACGACGUGAUCGUCCCCAGUCCUGGCUCUCCGCCCGGCAUGACCGCCUCCAAGUCUUCCAAGUCGUCCUCCUUCCACUCUCUCAGCUCCGAUGACAACAGCGUCCUCGCCGACGCCAGCCACUUUGAGGAGAUCGGCCUCGAAGACGACACCCUGCACUUUGAACACGGCACCGCCGACAUCAAGUCUCCGACUCCCAACCGCUUCAGUCCGUCUUACCCGUCCGACCUCCGCGCGGCCUCGGCCAAGCAUGUAUCCCAGCGGCUGCCCUCGUCCCGGGACUUGGCCAGCAAGUCUCGGCCCCAACCUCAACCACAGCCCCAGCGAGACAUCACGGCGGCACCUCGCAAGCGCCCUGCCUACCCAGGCCUCCAGAGCCAUGUGCGCAACAUCAACGUGCGCAGCACCAGCACCCAUGCUCUCGUUCCCGACCCCCUUCCCAUGAGGUCGCUCGGCCCUCGAUCUUCGAGCACUCUGUCUUUCCGCCGCCGCCGCAGCCCGAGCCCAAACCUGUCACUCAGUCCCAGAGAUCCCAACCUGGUCACAAAGCCGCGGAGGAGUAGUUGGCAAUCCAACCGAGAGCGCAAGUCGGCUUUCCAGCUGGAACAGGAGUGUGACGAGGACGAGGGUGAUGACAUCCCAGAGGGGUUGAUCCUCGACAACGUGCCCAUUUCGCCUCGCCCUGCUUCCGAGCGUACUUUCAGCCAGCCCAGCUCAAAGGCAGCAUCGCCGGAGAGGACGCCCAAGGAAAAGGUCCGGAGCGUUGGAAACGGUACUCCAGCUGUCGCUACAGCUCAGGGGUCGCUCAGGUCACCCUCUUGGAAAUCCGACUCUGCCGCCAGUUCUGCCAAGUCUCCCACGAGCACCGACGGUAUUCCACAGCUCAAGAGCCGUGCCAAGAGCUGGACUGCGGCCCUAUCGGAGCUCAAUGCGGAGGCCAAGGCGUUGACGGAGAAGCUGGAGGAACAUGCCGAUGAAAUCGACCACAAGUCACAGCGGUCCAGCACCGGCUCCAUGCCCGCCGUCCGCCGCUCCAACACCGACUCGUAUGAGAGCAAACCGCGUCACAAGUCCGCCUUGGCAGAGCUGCCGCCCCUGAGGCGGACUAAUAUUAUGAUUGACCCGUUGCCCAUCUCCAAGGAGAAGGAGGCCGUGCUGUCUCGAACUAGGCCAUCCUGGCUUCCGCCCAAGGAUCCUGCCGAGGAGCGACGCCACCUCAAGGAGUACCAAAAAAUGAUGGCCCACAGUGCUGAGGCGGACCGUAGGAGGGAAGCCGCCAAGCGGGCCAAGUCUGAGUGCCGAGACACAGCUGCCGACAGUCUCAUGCAGAUCUGGGAGCACGAUAUCGUUCCCCGGUGGAACGACGCGAUCCGGGAGCGCCGGACCCGCGAGUUGUGGUGGCAAGGUAUUGCGCCGCGGAGCCGGGGCCUGGUCUGGACACGUGCAAUCGGAAACGAUCUCGGCUUGACCGAGGCAUCCUACAAUGCUGCUCUGGGCAGGGCUCAGGAGGCCAAAACCCGAGUGAGUGCUGGCAACGGCUCCGAGGACGACAUGGCGCACAAUUCUUGGUUCGAGACCAUCGGCAAGGACGCCGAGGAAAACACAUGGAAGGAUCUGAAGAUUUUCCAGAAGGGUGGCCCGCUCCACCAGGGCCUCAUCGAUGUUCUUUCGGCAUAUGCCAUGUACCGCAGCGACAUCGGUUAUGUCUCCGGAUGCAAUACCAUUGCGGCACUUCUCCUACUCAAUCUCACGUCCCCAGCUGCCGCCUUCAUCUCUCUCGCCAAUCUGCUCAACAGGCCCCUUCCGCUCAGUUUCUAUGCCUCGGACGCCGGCGCCAAGGCAUCGGCCUACAAUCUUCUGCUCCAGACACUGUCACACAAAUCUACUGAGCUGCACGACCAUCUCGUCAAGCUGCCUGAACACGAUGCGGACCUCUAUCUGGGCGACAUCUUCACGAGCCUACUGACCGGGCAUCUGGCCCUGGACGAAGCCACUCGUUUGUGGGACGUGUACGUCUUUGAAGGAGACGCCGUCCUCGUGCGUGCUGGUGUUGCCUUCCUUUUGCGCAAGGAGAUGCAUCUUCUCGGUACUAAGAGCAUCGAGGAGGUCAGGGCUGUCCUUGUCGACUCCUCCUCCAAGCAGGAGGAGAGCACCCAACGCGUUGUCACGAGGCAGGGCGAGGAAGACCGCUGGAUGCGGGCCGUGAGGGAAGCCGGCAAGGCAUAA
This is a messenger RNA of Thyridium curvatum, 2250 nucleotides long. RefSeq lists its product as uncharacterized. The coding region runs from base 1 to 2250 and encodes 749 amino acids. The transcript has 2 exons. Gene Ontology annotation, biological process: activation of GTPase activity. Gene Ontology annotation, molecular function: GTPase activator activity. Lineage: Eukaryota; Fungi; Ascomycota; Sordariomycetes; Thyridiales; Thyridiaceae. The record is from RefSeq and is a predicted model, not a curated record.